AUGCCAGGACCGAGAACGCCAUCAAGAAUCACUGGAACGCCACCAAGCGUCCGCCAGAACUCACGCCGGAAGCAAACCUCCGCCAAGUCAUCAACGCCACCCGACAACGACAACGACAACAACAACAAUGGCAAAACUCAGUCGUCCUCAUCCAUCCUCCAAGACUACAUCCGCAGCAAAACCCUGGAACUCGCCCAAACCACUGUGGUCGGCGCUAGUAGCAGUACUACAUCCUCCGCCGGCGCCGCCCAAGGAUCCCUCCUCCCCUCCCUGUCCGAGUCAGCAGCAUCAGACGACUCCACCACUCUCAUCACCCACACCUACGACGACGAGCUCCUCUUCAUGCAGAACCUGUUUGCCACCAAGGAGCCUUCCCCUUCCCCUUCCCCGUCGGUAAUAACUCUCUAUGAUCAUGACAAUGCCGUCGCUUCUGCCAACGAUGACGUGGACGGUGCAGAGAUGAAGCCUUAUAGUGCUGCUGCUGCUGCCAUGGAGAGUAGUAACGGCCGCCACCUUUAUGCGGAUCUGUACCUGUACGAUCUCUUGAACGGAGGAGCAAUGUAUGCAUCCAGCUCCUCGUCGUUGGUUGCUGACGCUGUUGUGGGCUGCGGUGGAGUGGAGAACGGGGCUGGUGAGGGGAAGAAGGAGAUGGACUUGAUUGAGAUGCUUUCGUUUACUUCGGCCGGCUUGAACAGCAGGUAG
Molecule: messenger RNA, 702 nt
Organism: Linum tenue
Lineage: Eukaryota; Viridiplantae; Streptophyta; Magnoliopsida; Malpighiales; Linaceae
Source: the annotation of a GenBank genome assembly